Messenger RNA from Diabrotica virgifera virgifera (western corn rootworm), 5820 nucleotides. RefSeq names its product zinc finger protein 260-like. The transcript is spliced from 3 exons. NCBI's taxonomy places the organism in Eukaryota, Metazoa, Arthropoda, Insecta, Coleoptera, Chrysomelidae. Gene Ontology annotation, cellular component: chromosome; nucleus. Gene Ontology annotation, molecular function: RNA polymerase II transcription regulatory region sequence-specific DNA binding; DNA-binding transcription factor activity, RNA polymerase II-specific; chromatin insulator sequence binding. The record is from RefSeq and is a predicted model, not a curated record. Bases 336 to 2363 code for a protein of 675 amino acids. Gene Ontology annotation, biological process: regulation of transcription by RNA polymerase II.
ACUUUUCUCAGUGUACUCGCGUGUACACUUGCCAACUCGAUACUAAAAUUAAGUACAUGCUAACAACAAAAGAAUCGCCGUCCGUGUCGGUUCUUGUGAGAGAUAUGUAUUCUUUGACGACGUUUACAGUUUUCAAUGAAAAUUUUUCAUUUACAUUUACAAUAAUGGUUUAUGGUUUAGAAACAGUAUUUUUAUUUUUGAUAGUACAUAUUAUUAUUAUUGUACAAGAUAAAUAUAAUAUAUUAUUUAUAUACCAUUCCUGAAAGCCCUAGGCCUACAAGGCCUGUUGAGCUUAAUAAAUAAAUACCAUUACUGCAACUGCCACAUAUAAAAUCAUGUUUAAUCAAAGUGAAGUAAAACAAGAAGAUGGUGUGACAACUUGCAAAACUGAAAUAGAUAAUGAAGUAGAUGCAUUUCCAGAGGAAAGUUUUAAAAUUGAAAUAAAGGAUGAACCUAUCAGGGAAAGUUCAAAGGAUACAUUUGAUUAUCUAGCUGUUAAGAAAUGUCUUAUAAAAGCUGAAAUAGAACAAGAUGAUGGUUUCUCUUGCAAAGAUAUGAAAACUGAUGCCGAUAGCCAAUUAACAGAUCAUGGUAGAAGUGACAAUACCAAUGUGAACACUGGAGGACAACGUUUUAUAUGUAUCAUUUGUAAGAAACCUUUGUCGAACAAUUAUCGUUUAAAACUGCAUAUGAGGAUACACACUGAGGAAAAAUCACUUGAAUGUGAAACUUGCACCAAAAAAUUUUCAACGAAGGAUAAGUUAAAAGCACAUAUGACAGUGCAUACUGGUAAAAAACCAUUUGGAUGUAAAAUUUGCACCAAACAGUAUUUAACAAAGCAUACUUUAAAAUCGCAUAUGACAAGACAUACUGGUGAAACCCCAUUUAAAUGUGCCAUUUGCACCAAAAAAAUUUCAACAAAGGGUAAUUUAAAAGCACAUAUUAUGGCAAUGCAUACUGAUGAAAACCGAUUUGAAUGUGCCAUUUGCACCAAAAAAAUUUCAACGAAGGGUAAUUUAAAAGCACAUAUUAUGGCAGUGCAUACUGAUGAAAAACCAUUUGAAUGUGAACUUUGCGCCAAACAGUUUCCAACAAAGCAUACUUUAAAAUUGCAUAUGACAAGGCAUACUGGUGAAAAACGAUUUGAAUGUGAACUUUGCACCAAAAAAUUUUCAACAAAGAGAGGUUUAAAAGUACAUAUUAUUCAAGUGCACACUGAUGAAAAACCAUUUGGUUGUGAAAUUUGCACCAAACAGUUUUCAACGAAACACACUUUAAAAAGGCAUAUGAGAGUGCAUACUGGUGAAAAACCAUUUGACUGUGAACUUUGCACCAAAAAAAUUUCAACAAAGAGAGGUUUAAAAGCACAUAUUAUUCAAGUGCACACUGAUGAAAAACCAUUUGGUUGUGAAAUUUGCACCAAACAGUUUUCAAUGAAACACGAUUUAAAAAGGCAUAUGAUAGUGCAUACUGGUGAAAAACCAUUUGAAUGUGAAAUUUGCACCAAAAAUUUUUCAACAAAGAUCGGUUUAAAAGCACAUAUUAUUCAAGUGCACACUGAUGAAAAACCAUUUGGUUGUGAAAUUUGCACCAAACAGUUUUCAAUGGAACGCGAUUUAAAAAGGCAUAUGAGAGUGCAUACUAGUGAAAAACCAUUUAAAUGUGAAAUUUGCACCAAACAGUUUUCCAGAACGGACCUUUUAAAAGCACAUAUGACAGUGCAUUCUGAUCAAAAACCAUUUGGAUGUGAAAUUUGCACCAAACAGUAUUCAACAAAGAAUAGUUUAACAUCGCAUAUGAGAGUGCAUAUUGGUGAAAAACCGUUUGUAUGCGAAAUUUGUACCAAACAGUUUUUAAGAAAGGGUCAGUUAAAAAUUCAUAUGAUCGUGCAUACUGGUGAAAAACCGUUUUUAUGCGAAAUUUGCACCAAACAGUUUUCAUCGAGACAAGUUUUAAAAUCGCAUAUGAGAUUGCAUACUGGCGAAAAACCAUUUGAUUGUGAAAUGUGCUCCAAACAAUUUCCAACAAAACAACAUUUGCGAUUACAUAUCAGAGUGCAUACUGGUGAAAAACCAUUUGGAUGUGAAAUCUGCAUCAAACAGUUUUCAUCGAGACAAGUUUUAAAAUCGCAUAUGAGAGUGCAUACUGGCGAAAAACCAUUUGAUUGUGAAAUGUGCUCCAAACAAUUUCCAACAAAACAACAUUUGCGAUUACAUAUCAGAGUGCAUACUGGUGAAAAACCAUUUGGAUGUGAAAUCUGCAUCAAACAGUUUUCAUCGAGACAAGUUUUAAAAUCGCAUAUGAGAGUGCAUACUGGUGAAAAACCAUAUAUGGAUGUGAAAUUUGCACCAAACAGUUUUUAACAAAGGGUAAUUUAAAAUCGCAUAUUAGAGUGCACACUGGUGAAAAACCAUUUGAAUGUAAAAUUUGUUUUAAACAGUUUUCAAUAGAGAAUAAUUUAAAAAGCCAUAUGACAGUACAUAGUGGGUGUAAAGGGUAAUUUAAAAGCAUGCAGAGUGAGUUUUAUGUAUGGAAACGCUCAAUUAUCGGGGGUAAUUACACAAGUGCAUCAAAAUUAUCGAUAAUUUUGCUUGAUAGCAUAUUGCCUAAAAACUACUAGAGUUCAUUUGCUGAGCCAAAAUGUAAAAAUUAACGAGAGUAGUUUUUAAAAGACAAUACACUUGAAAGCUAAAUUAUUUGGUUAUUUUGAUGCGCGAGUGUAACUUAGGGAGAAAAUUACUCGAAGAAAGUGAAACUAUUAAAUGAAGAAAUAAUAGUUUUCUAAACAAUUUAUUUAACACGACAACAAUACCCAAUCUUCAAAAAACUAAUAACUAUUAAAGACAAAGUUAUAAGGAUUAUUUGCAUUAUUUCCCGAUGUGGAUUUAAAUUUUUGGAACACUAUAUUGGCAUUGUAUCAAUUAAAGUGAUAAUGGCGAGAUGAAAAUUGCAUUAUGGAACAAAGAAAAUGCAUUUUCCGAUAGGCAUUUCGAAGUGUUGAAAAAUGAUAAAUUUGUAAUUCGAAAAUAAUUGACAUAAAUGAGUUCAUUAUUAUGGUGUCUCCGAGGCACCGAUGUCUCCGAUGGUCUUUUAGGUAUCUGGUGCCUCGGAGGCCAUCGUCGUCAUCAUAUUCGUGUUCAGCGAACCCAAAAACCUCCGAGUAGUAAUGAACUAAUUUAUGUCAGUUAUUUCCGAAUUACAAAUUUAUCAUUUUUCAACACUUCGAAAUGCAUUUCGGAAAAUGCAAUUUCUUUGUUCAAUUCGCGAGCUCAAGCGAGGGUGCUGCCCCUUAUUUGCAACUAGAGGAAUUGGGAUCAAAAUAUAAACCAAUCAUCCGUUAACCUAUGUAUGGACGUCGUUUGAAAGCUUGUAGGAUGUGUUCAUUUAAUAAAUAAUUUAUUUAUAUUAAUUAAUUACAUCAAUAACAAUAUUAAUUAUAGAAAAAUACGAUAUCCCAAUUACAUCGGCCAUUUUCAUGCAACUGCACUGCCACCCAGGGCUGUGCGGUGCUAUGAUGCGGUGAGGCAACCGCAUCAGGCGGCAUCACAAGGGGGCGGCAUAAUCAGUAAAAUCAAAAUACAAAUUGAGCCAUUCAAUAAUUAAAAGUAUAUAUAGGACCAAGUGUCAGCCGAAAAUAUUUAAAUGGUGAAGGUUUAACAGAACUUAUUUUGACAAAUUUGGAAAAAAUAGUUCUUGUUAAAACAACUCAGAGGACAAGGUUAUGAUAACGGGGUUAAUAUGAAAGGAAUAAGAAAGGGUGUGCAAAACAGAAUAUUUGAAAAAUAUCCGAGGGCCUUUACGUGCCCUGCGCAUGCCAACUCAGUCAUAAAUGACGCAGCGUCUUUUUUUCACAGAAACAAACUUUUUUUGUAUUAUACAAGAACUGUAAACUUUUUUUCUGGUUUUACAAAGCGUUGGGAAGUUCUGAAAAAAACAUGUUUCACAACUAACACUAAAACCGUUGAGUACUACUAGAUGGUUAAGUCGAAUAUAUGCAUUGAAAUCUCCAAGAUUUCAAUUUUGUGAAAUAUAUAAUGCCUUAUUCGAAAUAAUAGAAGACGUCAACAAUAAUUCAGAAACUAAAGUCAAAGCACGAGGAUUAGUAAAAAAUAUUAAAAAUUAUAAAUUUAUAUGCGGUGUAGUCUUUGGCAUGAUAUUUUAUUUUAUAUAAAUUAAGUCUCGAAUAUGUAACAUCUGUUGUAACUAUAAAUUUGUCAUAUUGUGUAAAAAUGUCAGAAACUAUGGAAAAAUUAAAAUUUACUGACAAUUUGGCUAUGACCAAAUGAAAAUUACUGAUAAUGAAAUUGCAGAAAAUCUUGUAAAUAAGUUCCGAAUUUCCUGCUGAAAACGAAUAUUGAGGCAAGAGAAAAAUGCGUCAAUUUGAUCUAUGGAUUAGCUCUCAACAGAGAAAGAUAAAUUUGUAAAUUUUUUCAUCUAUAUUUUAAACAUUGCCUUUAAUUCUUUGAUUGAUCGAUUUUCGCUUUUAGAAACUCAUAAUAAAAAUUUUAAAGUUUGAUAUAUUUUUAAAUUGAGGGAAAUAUAAGAAAAAGGAAAGAUGAUAAAAUACUAGAAAAUAUUCAUUCAAUACUUUUUAUAGAAAAAGAAUCGGAUAUAGAGGCAAAUGAUUUUCUAGAAGAUUUAUUGCAUGAUUUAUCCCAAAUGAUACCAUACUCCAUGAAACCUUUAGAGGUUUUGAACUAUUUGUGCCAAAAUAACCUAAUUUCUUUAUACCCAAAUAUAGUUGUAUCACUAAGGGGCGGUAUUAUCUGUUCCGAUUAAAACCCGGUUAGAGGAAUUUUGUCAUGCGAGGUGCCGAAAGUACCAGCGCUAAAAAUUUUAUUAACACUCUGUCUCUGUAGCUUGGGGAAAGAAGUUUUUCAAAAUUAAAAAUGAUUAAAAACUAUUUACGAAGCUCCAUAAGACAAACAAAACUAAAAAAAAUUAGCACUUAUUUCAAUAGAGUCCCCACUAGCUGCUACUUUAGACUACACCGAUCUGAUUGACGAGUUUGCCAAAAUUAAAAUCAAAAGGAUAAAAUUGUAAUUUUCAUAAAUGUGAUUUAAUGUUAAUACAUAUUAUUUCAUUUAAUUUAAAGUAUGUUUUGUUUUUAAAAUAAAAGUUUUCGUUCAUUUUGUGUAAUUUCAUUUAAUAAAAAUAAAUACGAGUACUAGUAUUAAGCUGCAAUAAUAUUUAGGGGGCGGCAUUUCGAAGACUUGCAUCAUAUUGAAAAGAUGUACCGCACGGCUCUGCUGCCACCUAUAGUCGAUUGAGUUCGCGAAUAAUGCAAUUUUCAUUUCGUCAUCAUCACUUUAGUUCACAAAGUUUCCCAAGGCUUUUACGAAUCGAAUGCAACAAGUUUCAUCGAGAUGAAUGCUGCUAACAAAACUAAAAUUUUUGUAAAGUUUCCAGAAUUUUGGCCACUAGUGUAUGCAUAUGAGAGUGCAUACUGGUGAGAAACCGUGAAACAGUAAUUUAAAAAGACAUAUGGCAGUACAUACUGGGUGAAAAGGGUAAUUUAAAAGCAUACGGAAUGAGUUUUAUGUAUGGAAACCCUAAACUAUCGGGGGUAAUUACACAAGUGCAGCAAAAUUAUCGAUAAUUUUGCUUGAAAGCGUAUUGACUAAAAACUACUAGAGUUAAUUUGCUGAGCCAAAAUUGGAAAAUGCCAAAAUGGCACGAGUGUAAUUUAGGGAGAAAAUUACUCGAAGAAAGUGAAACUAUCAAAUGAAGAAAUAAUAAUUUUCUAAACAAUUUAUUUAACAGGACAACAAUAUCCAAUCUUAAAAAAACUAAUAAUUAAUAAAGACACAGUUAUAAUAA